Staurois parvus is the source of this 669-nucleotide messenger RNA. Lineage: Eukaryota; Metazoa; Chordata; Amphibia; Anura; Ranidae. The record is from the annotation of a GenBank genome assembly.
CAGACACGAGGGCGGCACAGUGAGGGGUUGCAGACGGACAUUCCGGUGCCGAAGUUCAAGCGGGAGAGAAACGAAUCGGUCGGCGCCUUCCUGAGCCGCAUGAAUCGGGAGACCCAACAUGUCCUCUUCCUCACCAAGAACCAGCUGGAGCGCCGGCCUGAGAUGGAUCUGGAUGAGAAGAAGCAGAAGUCUGAGAAGAGGAAACAGUUCGAUCGGAAGUGUUUAGAUAAAUUCGUUCGGAGGCGAGAAGAGAAAAAAGAGGCUCGUCUGGAAAAGGAGAUUUUCAAAGAUGAAGUGAUGUUCGGUGAAGUCGCGCUGGAGCCCCCAUCACUCACAGUAAAGCCAAGAAAGGGUGCAGCUGGAACAAAGCCGAGAGAAAAACAGCUCUUCCUGAAGAAGCUCUUGGCCAAAGCGAGCGCUCCAUCGAUCCCGCCUCCGAUGUCGAUGGCCAGGAAGAGAAUGGUGGAGGAGGAGCGAGAGCGGGUCAUCAAUGCCUACCGCGAGAUGAAGAAGAGAAAACAGCAGCAAGCAGCCAAACCCUCCAGGUCUCUCCCCACACAUGAGGGACCAUCACUGGUGCUCUGUGGACAGCUGAGGAGGGGUUUGUGGGAGCUUUGGCUUCUGAUUGGCUGUUAUGAAUUGUAUUGGGGCACAUCUGAGUGCGAUUGA